Oncorhynchus keta (chum salmon) is the source of this 3577-nucleotide messenger RNA. RefSeq names its product mRNA decay activator protein ZFP36L2-like. The transcript is spliced from 2 exons. NCBI's taxonomy places the organism in Eukaryota, Metazoa, Chordata, Actinopteri, Salmoniformes, Salmonidae. Gene Ontology annotation, molecular function: mRNA binding; metal ion binding. The record is from RefSeq and is a predicted model, not a curated record. Bases 655 to 1926 code for a protein of 423 amino acids.
GUGUGUGGAUUAUGCAAUCACUAACGAACCUAAACUGAAAAAAAUAUUUCACUCUGGUUUCUAAAACCAUUUUCCCGACACUUGCGUUCCUACUCACGCACCUGCGAGAGAGAAGGGAGACAAAGUGGUCUCCAGUUUGUAUAGUUGCUUAAACGUGUACAAAGAUACAUGACUUUUCCGAGCAACUCCUACUGUACGCUAUUGCUUGAUUCAACAACCUGGCCCCUCAUUCAAAACGGGACCAACUUUCACAAAUUGCGUGAUAGAAUUUAGGAGAAGAACUACAUUUCGAGGUGGAGUAUAAUAAUUCGAGGCCAACCAGUGACUGGGAGACGUUCGAAUACGGGGGCGUGAUCCACAAAACAUUGUUCCAACUUCAGAAAGCUCCACCCUCCAGCCACUGCGAAGCGUUUAUAUUCCUGUGCAGAGGAGAGGUAGUUAGUGAAGCACUCUAGUUCAGCGCUUCUCGAGGGAAGAAUCUACAACCCAAUUACAAGGAACUUACUUUCCACAACUUGUCUCAACUCAUCUCCGCCACUGGAAUUGCAUAUUUCGAUUUUUCAAGAACUUUCAAAUUGCUCUAAAAAAAAGAAACAGUCGUGGCACGAUCUACAACAGUUGUCUCGUGCGUUGAAGGAUCCUGGUUGGUCCUCCAUGAGAGAUCUACUGCGACAAACAUCCGAGAAAGAGAUGUCUGCAACCAUGUUGUCCGCUUUGUACGACAUCGACAUGCUUUACAAGCAAGAUAAAACCAUGAACAUGAACGCUAUGAAUCACAUCAAUAGCAUGCUGGAUAAUAAAGCGGUGGGGGCUCCAGUGACACCUACACAAAGUUCCAACAGUUUUUCUUUCACGCCGGGAUUUUUCCGUAGAAACUCGACCAGCAACAUGGAAGCAAUGAUCAACAGCAACAAGUACUCCGUCAACCCCUACAGUAAUUUGAAGGAGAACACGAGCAGUAGCACUGCCAUUAUGAACAAGGAGAACAAGUUCCGUGACAGGGCAUACAGCGAGAACAGUGACCGCAGCCAGCAGCUGCAGAUCCUACAGCAGAAGCCGGGCUCUCAGAUCAACUCCACGCGCUACAAGACCGAACUCUGCAGGCCCUUCGAGGAGAACGGAGCAUGCAAAUAUGGAGAGAAGUGCCAGUUUGCGCACGGCUACCACGAGCUGAGAAAUUUGUCUCGCCACCCCAAGUACAAAACCGAGCCCUGUCGCACUUUCCACACUAUUGGCUUCUGCCCCUACGGUCCCCGCUGUCAUUUUAUCCACAAUGCUGAUGAGCGCAGACCUGCUCCAAUCAACGCCAACAUGCAGGGGGAACCCAAGUCAGGUCGGGAGCUCUGUGGCUAUGGUCAAAGGGAUGUUGUUCUGCAGCAAGGUGGGCACAACCGGGACAGACCAAAGCUUCACCACAGCCAGAGUUUUUCUGGCUUUUCCAGCCACCAUGGACUUGAGUCGCCACUGCUCGAGAGCCCCACAUCGCGCACCCCACCACCCCCCUCUUCUUGCUCUCCCAACUAUUAUGAGGACAUGCUGUCUCCCAACUCCAUGUCUUGUGUGAACAGUGCAUUCAAUUUCCCUGGGCAGGACCUGAAAGCCUUACUUGCUCCCCUUGCCAUGCACACUCAGAACGUCUAUGCCAACAACCAGUUCAACGCCUACUACGGAAACAUUCAAGCUAACGUGUGCCCCCCUUCUCCCCCUUCAUACAACAUGAGCCACUUGCAGUCCCUGCGCCGCCGCCUCAACGAGUCGCCGGUGUUCGACUCCCCUCCCAGCCCGCCCGACUCCCUCUCAGACCUGGAGAGCUAUGCGAGCGGGUCCCUCAGCUCUUCUGGGAGUCUCAGCGGCUCCGAGUCCCCAAGUUUGGAUGCUGGGAAACGUCUGCCGAUCUUCAGCAGGCUGUCGAUUUCAGAUGACUAAGCAUCCUAAUCAUGUUAUUUUCAAUAUGGUUGAAAAUGAUCCUUGACAUGGCAUUAGUUGUUCCUUGUUGUAAUGGUAUAUAGCUGUAUAAAAGUAGAUAUCAACAGAAGGCAUUCCAUCAGCGACUUAUUUGAGCUGCAAUUUAAUGGCAGUAUUUUUUUUUUUUUUUUUUUUUUUUUUUUUUUUUUUGGUCUAUCGGGCAAGCCACACUUCCCUGGGAUAGAUGUGUACAAAACUUGACACUGUAAAGUGGUUUCAGAUUUCCUCCAUCCUGCCGAGAAUAUGCCUUGACACAAUGUAACGUCUAUUUUUCAAAGUAUGUGUUCCUUUUAUGAGCGUUUAAACUUCCAUUCCAGAACUUUAAUCUGUUUCACAGCACCACAACAGUGGUUUGUUGCUUAGUUUGAAAAGCACUCGCGUUCGGUUUGUUUGGGGAAAUCACUGAUGGUUGAAUCAUUUAUUUUUUUUCAUUUUAAAUUUUUUUUUUUUUUUUGCUGUUUUGAGUGAUUUACAUAGCAGUGUGUAACUGGCUAUGACCUAUUUAACUUAUUUAUUAUCUUGUGAAAAGUAUAGGCUAUACAUCAUUGGUAAUUUGUGUCCAUACUGUAUUUAUCAAGUAUGAUGAAGCAAUAGAUCUAUAUUCUUUUAUGUUUUAAAUUAUGAUCGCCAUUAUUAAUCUGCAUAAAGUGGAGUGUAUGUUCUUUUCACAGUAAUAUAUAUUUUGUUUUUGGUUUCCAUUUUGUAACUUCACUUAUUUUUAUUGUAAAUGAGUAAAAAAAGAUCUUAAUUUAAGAGGACAUGUGAUAUUUAUUUCAUUAAUUUUGUUUACGUUUAUUAAAACAAGUUUGCGUGAUUGCUGUUUGUUCAGAGUUUGCUUGUAAGAGCUGUGGAAGCCGUUUUGAGUCCCUAUCUAGUUGUUUCUGUAGAAUGUAUAAAUGAUGUGGUUUUGCAGACCGUCCAAACCUGAGCUAGCCUUAAGUUUUUUUUUUUAGUGUUUUAUUUUUUAUAUAUAUAUAGAUCAGACUUCAGUGACAAAGAACCCAAGUAAAUAAAUUAACCAAAAAAGUAUUUGUUUUCUUCUGUUUGUACGAGGUCACACUGAUUCCAGCCACGUGCUAAAGAAUGUAGCAAUCCCUUGUGCCCCAGUAUUAUUGUGUAGUGCCUACGGAGUUCACCAUCUUACAUGCCUUAACAUUAACCAAAUAAAGUAUUUUUCCUACAUGUAUAUUUUACACAAGUUGAAUUGAAUGUAGUGUUGGAGCUGAAUGACUUUUGCAGGUGGUUACCACUUUUCUAAGACACCUUGGGAAGACUAUACCUUAUUUCUUUUGUUGAAAUUCCCUGUUUCUCUACACUUAUUUAGAUUGACUAGUCAAACAAUCUCAAAGGAAGAGGGGGGAGCAGUCUUCAGAAUUUUCUGGAUGGGGAAGUGAUUGAACGUUUGUACAUAGUAGGUACAGGGGUUGCGCACUGUGCUUUUUGACUACUUUAUCAGAAGUAAAGCUUUUUGAAUGUAAUUAAAAACGGACAAAAAGACAGUUGUAGUAAUUUUUGGGGGCGGGGGUAGUCGGUUCACUACAAAUUGAGUGUAAGACUUUGUACUGUACAUUUUUUUUUUGUAGUUCUCCCAAUAAAAUCAUUUUGAAAAAUA